CAGACGUCUCAGGACUAAUUUUAAAGCCGUCUAAAAUCUGAGAAACGGAGUGUGGUAUCUUGGGGUCUUGCAAGAUGUCGACAGGGGCAGGAUUCCAGUGCAUUCAGGAAGGGGUUGCCAUAUAAUGCAAAGCUAGAGACACUGCCUAAAGUCUCACGCCGACUGUGGGAUACCAAGAAGGUACCUUUCGACUGCUAAAAAUACGUCUGCUCUCCAAGCGUACUUAGGCCCAAUUUGUGUACAUCGUGUAGUGUGUGAUGUACAAGACUUCUGGCCGAAGUAAGUUACCAUUGCGACAUCAGCAUGGGCACCGUCUCCGAACCCGUCGUCGCAACGCAGCCACCGAAGACGUGUGAUUACCAUGAGACACACGCCAACACCUUCUUUCUCUACAUUUACGCCAUCACCCCGACAUCCAUCAUCGGAAUCAUCUUGAACGCCAUCAUUCUAAUGGUACUCGGAAGGGCGCAGAAGAAGGCAAUCGCAACUUCCGUGUUCCUACUGCGCAUACUCGCCGGAUGUGACAUAUUCUUUCUGUUGUGUUGCCUGGUGUUUUUCUUCAUCCGACAUAUGGUGGUCUAUUUCGAACACCGGACCACCAUCUUUACAAGAGGCGACAACUACAUCGGAGGAGAUAUAUUUUUUUGGAUUCUGCCCUGGUACUUUUCUGCGCUGCAAUCACGAAAUAGCUUAAUUGUCCUCAUUACUCUAGAGCGGUUUUUAAACAUCGUCUUUCCGUUAUUGGCGAGGCCAUAUUGCACGGAGAAAAACUUCGGGAAAGCUGCGAUAUUCAUUAUCUGUUUAUCUUUAGGAUGUAAUAUGCCACGGUACUGGUCUCUCGAGCUUGUUGAUGUUUUUAAUCCAUGCACGAGCUACCCCGAGAUUCAGGUGAAGAGCAAGGCAUGGCAAGGCCUCUAUGACACGUAUCUGUACAUGCUGGGAAUGGUACUGGUGCCGCUUCUUCUUGUUUACAUCAUGAAUGUCGUGCUCAUCAUCUCCUUACGGAAGGCAAUACGACGGCGGGCGGAUAUGACAGGGGGCGACACUAGCAAGGACCAGGAGGAGAAGGCGAACAGACAGGCGACUCUCAUGGUGGUGUCCAUACUCAUUGUCUUCACCCUAUGUGAGACGCCAGCGACGGUUGAUAGAUUGGCGGGACUGGCCGGCCUUCAACUUUUCCCAGAUCGUCGAUAUCACGAUUACUUCAGAAAGUUUGGCCUGUUUUUAAUUGUGGUCGACUCCGCGAUGAAUUUCGUGGCAUAUUGCGCUACUAACAAAACAUUUCGCCAUAAUUUCCUCUCAAUAUUUACGAAGAAGGUAAAAUAAACAAAACUUAAAGAUCAAUUUUGAAAGGAAAUCAUACCCAUAUAAGCUAGAUUUUUGUCCAUCCCACUUCGAAGUAGAAAGUUACACUUUCAUACCUUGAUCAAAAGAUUCUCCAUCAGUAAGUCAUCUUCAGAGAUGAUUUGGAAGUUAGGGCGUUUUGCAUGUAUUUUUGCGACGUCAGAGUUGUUCAUUUUCGCUCACUUUCUACAUGUUCUAUACUUUUGCUAAUAUCGACUGAGGAAGGGAAGGCUAG
Lineus longissimus is the source of this 1579-nucleotide messenger RNA. RefSeq names its product FMRFamide receptor-like. The record is from RefSeq and is a predicted model, not a curated record. Lineage: Eukaryota; Metazoa; Nemertea; Pilidiophora; Heteronemertea; Lineidae. Gene Ontology annotation, cellular component: membrane. The transcript has 2 exons. Gene Ontology annotation, biological process: G protein-coupled receptor signaling pathway. The coding region runs from base 304 to 1326 and encodes 340 amino acids. Gene Ontology annotation, molecular function: G protein-coupled receptor activity.